Ananas comosus (pineapple) is the source of this 2405-nucleotide messenger RNA. RefSeq names its product UDP-glucuronate 4-epimerase 3-like. NCBI's taxonomy places the organism in Eukaryota, Viridiplantae, Streptophyta, Magnoliopsida, Poales, Bromeliaceae. The record is from RefSeq and is a predicted model, not a curated record. Bases 321 to 1796 code for a protein of 491 amino acids. The transcript has 2 exons.
UCCGCAUUUUUCACCGGACACCCCGAACCUUUUUCGCUUUUUAUUUGACCUCCUCUAUCACUUCCUCUUUCUCUUUUUCUGUCUAAAUUACCUUCAAAUGAAGCCAAGAACAAUACACAUUGCUUAUAGUAAUGGGUUUUAGUUUCCCUCCCCCUUCCAACAAAGCAUAUUCCCAGUUUCACAUUACAAAAAGUAAGAAGAGAGAGAGAGAGAGAGAGAGAGAGAGAGAAAUUGGGCUACAUUACAUUUCCGUUCUUGGGUAGUAGCAGUAGCAACGAGAAACAAGAAGGGAGGAAAAAGAUAGUAAUAAUAGUAAAUUGAUGAAGCCCAUCAUCUCCUCCCACCUCGACGCCCCUCCUCCCAUGGCGUCGUCUUCUUCCUCCUCCUCAUCCGCCGCCGCCGCCGCGUCCUCCUCCUGCUCGGCCGGCGGCGGCGGAGGAAACCCUAAGCCCAAGCCGGAGAAACCCCCCUAUAACCACCCCUACCACCGCCUCCUCCCCCGCUGGCACCACCACCAUCACCAUGUCCCGUCUCUCUCCAAGCUCUCCAUUUGGUCCUUCUUCGCCCUCGCCCUGUUCCUGGCCCUCUUCCUCCUCUCCCCCAAACCCCACGCCCCUUCUUCGUCCUCCUCCUCCUCCUCGGCGGCCCGCGAGGAGCGCCGCCGCUCCCUCCGCGCCGCCGCCGCCGCCGGGGCCUGGGAGCGGAGCGUGCGCGCGUCGGCUGCCCCGCGGCGCGGCGCGCCGGGCGGCCUCUCGGUGCUCGUCACGGGCGCCGCGGGCUUCGUCGGGUGCCACGCCGCCGCCGCGCUGCGGCGCCGCGGCGACGGGGUCGUGGGCCUCGACUCCUUCAACGACUACUACGACCCCUCCCUCAAGCGCGCCCGCGCCGCGCUCCUGUGGCGCGCGGGGGUGUUCGUCGUGGAGGGCGACAUCAACGACGCCCCGCUCCUCCGCAAGGUGUUCGACGCCGCCCCCUUCUCCCACGUCCUCCACCUGGCCGCCCAAGCCGGGGUGCGCCACGCCCUCAAGAACCCCUCCUCCUACGUCGCCUCCAACGUCAACGGCCUCGUCUCCCUCCUCGAGGCCUGCCGCUCCGCCGAUCCCCAGCCCGCCGUCGUCUGGGCCUCCUCCUCCUCCGUCUACGGCCUCAACACCCGCACCCCCUUCUCCGAAUCCGACCGCACCGAUCGCCCCGCCUCCUUAUACGCCGCCACCAAGAAGGCCGGCGAGGAAAUUGCCCACGUUUACAAUCACAUCUACGGGCUCUCCAUCACCGGCCUCCGCUUCUUCACCGUUUACGGCCCCUGGGGCCGCCCUGACAUGGCCUACUUCUCCUUCACCCGCGACAUCCUCCGCGGCAAGCCCAUCACCGUCUUCGAGGGCCCCGGCCACGCCACCGUGGCGCGCGACUUCACCUACAUCGACGACAUUGUGCGUGGCUGCCUCGCCGCCGUCGACACCGCCGGGAAGAGCACGGGGAGCCGGGGCAAGAAGCGCGGGCCCGCCCCGCUCCGGGUCUACAACCUCGGGAACACGGCCCCCGUGCCCGUCGCGGAGCUCGUCACGAUCUUGGAGCGGCUCUUGAAGGCGAAGGCGAUAAGGAAGGUGGUGAAGAUGCCGCGGAACGGCGAUGUGCAGUUCACUCAUGCCAAUAUUAGUUUGGCGGAGAGGGAGCUCGGGUACCGGCCCACAACGAAUCUGCAUACCGGGCUCAAGAAGUUCGUGCGGUGGUAUCUCGAUUACUAUGGUAAGAAGAGUGGCAGGCACGGCGGGGCCGGCAGCAUCAGCGCAAGCUGAGGUUGCGGCACCGGCAGCUUCAUAAGGUGGUCAGGGAUAUUACUAACUCUUCCUCCCAUUCUUCUACUUGUUCUUCGAAUUAUGGAAUUCUUUUCCUCGUAUUUGAAUUUAGUUGGCUACAGUUAGUACUGGAUUGCUUGUUCCUCGCAUUUCUUAUGUUUCGUCGGGUGUAUCUAUAGUAGUGCUGCAUUGUUAGAUGAACGCGGUGGAAGAUGGAAGUGAAGAGGGGAUGUGGGUCUGGCAUCGGCAAGGGUGGUUUUUUUUUUUCCUUUUAUUUUUUCUUCCCCACGCCCCCACUCGUGAAGUUUGCAGGACAUUCAUGAUUUAGUACUAUGAAGAGGAUGAAGCACGCAUAAGGUGUCAUGUUUUUUUUAACUCUUUUUUGAUCCUUCUUAUGUUCACGGCAGCAUUAAUUGCAGGCGCUGUGUCGCGAUCUAUGUGAUGAAUAUUUAGCAUUCAUGCUGUACAUGACUAAUUCGAGAAAAACAUGCUAAUUGACGGACAUCUUGCCGUGUAAAUUUGUAAUGAGAGCCACGACCGAUGGCUUUUGGUUUUGUUGCUUCUGUUUUUAUUAGCAAAGAAGAGUUGAGGCUUUUUGGUUCUUUUGAA